Molecule: messenger RNA, 632 nt
Organism: Vicia villosa (hairy vetch)
Lineage: Eukaryota; Viridiplantae; Streptophyta; Magnoliopsida; Fabales; Fabaceae
Exons: 4
Coding region: 75-383 (102 amino acids)
Source: RefSeq, a predicted model, not a curated record
GCUAAAAAAACCCUGCACGUGUCUUCGUUUUUCAAGUAUAUAAACGAAACUCGACGCUAGAGUCUCGCAAUUGAAUGCGAUUUCGAGGAACAUCUCCAAUCUUCCCUAACAUCACAAUCCUCCGAUCAAUCCCUUUAUUCCAUCAAGUUUUGAAGUUGAGGAAAAACAUGGCUGGCGGCAAUUUUAUGCAUAGAGUUAUCUCUUAUUUCGUGAAUGAAGUGGUUGUCAAUGGUCUUGCCAACAGUCCUGCAUUUCAGAGGUUUGCUGUGAGGACAUCAAAGAAUAUCGAAGAUAUUUCAAAGAAAGCUAUUCAGAAGCGACAAGAACUUGCUGAGCAGCUUAAGGACCUUCCCCAAAAAAUGGAUUCUUUCAAGAACCGGUGAUUCUAUCAUUCUUGCUGCGUUGGUGAAGGGUAAUAAUGCCUGGAGAUUCUAUAUAUCAAAGUUGCUGGUGGAAAGUAUGUAAAUUUGUUUUGGCAGUUUGAUUUUUGGUUUGUUUCACAUGGUAUGUAAUGGCUUCUUCCAGCUUGUUUGCUGAACCAAAAACAAAAUUAGAAUACUAAUUAAAGUUUAUGAUGCUGUGUUACAGCAUAUCAUUCCGAUUCUAUUUGAAACUAUUGAAGGUUGUUUGCA